This is a messenger RNA of Colletotrichum abscissum, 687 nucleotides long. Its product is annotated as ribonuclease P protein subunit p29. The transcript has a single exon. The coding region runs from base 1 to 687 and encodes 228 amino acids. Gene Ontology annotation, biological process: rRNA processing; tRNA 5'-leader removal. Gene Ontology annotation, cellular component: ribonuclease P complex; ribonuclease MRP complex. Gene Ontology annotation, molecular function: ribonuclease P RNA binding. Lineage: Eukaryota; Fungi; Ascomycota; Sordariomycetes; Glomerellales; Glomerellaceae. The record is from RefSeq and is a predicted model, not a curated record.
AUGGCCCCCUCAAACCAGCCCAUUACGCAGGCUCUCCUCGCCCGGGCACACUCUCCCGACAGCGCCAACCGCCUCUUUUCCGAGAAAAUCCAGUACAGACCGCUCUACCUUAGACCAAGCUCGCCACCACCACCGUCAAACGCCCGAGAGACCCGUCGCAAGGCCCGCAAAGAAUCAAAAAGGAAACAAAAGCUCAAGCCGAAGCCACUCUCGGCUCGCGAAAGACACAGGCGGGGCCUUUACGAAGUACCUCGCGAGGGCCAAAAAUACUCCAUCUUCGAGCCCCUCCACCGCCUUUGGCUGGGCUACAUUGAGGAAAUACUGGGCUCUGAGCUCUAUAACGGCGGCCCUUCUGCGUCGGCAAAACUAAGCGCUGCUGAAUUCCACGGGGCUGCGGUUGAAGUGUCGCGUAGCUCUUGCCCGAGCAGGGUUGGCAUCAAGGGCAUUAUCAUCAAGGACGGCAAGUUUGCGUUCGAGAUCAUAACCCCAAAAAAUGACAUCAAGAUUGUCCCAAAGGAGGGCACAUGGUUCAAAUUCGAGAUACCCAUCAAGGAGCCGGAUACGGAGGCUGUCGCGCAAGGCACCCCUCGCCAAUUCGUUUUCGAGGUUCUCGGUGACCAAUUUCUGAUGCGCGGGGCGGAUCGCGCAAACAAAAAGUUCAAACCUCACUACCUAAAAAACUUAUGA